This is a messenger RNA of Clarias gariepinus (North African catfish), 1822 nucleotides long. It is a transcript of the gene ccdc15, whose product is annotated as coiled-coil domain containing 15. Gene Ontology annotation, cellular component: centrosome. The transcript is spliced from 10 exons. NCBI's taxonomy places the organism in Eukaryota, Metazoa, Chordata, Actinopteri, Siluriformes, Clariidae. The record is from RefSeq and is a predicted model, not a curated record. Bases 197 to 1627 code for a protein of 476 amino acids.
UUAGAAGAAGGCGGGGAAACCGGUUGCGAAGACGCUGGCGUCAUUUUGUCAACAAAGUUUGAAUGGGAGAAGCAGUUAGUGCUGAAUAAUGAAAACAAAAAAAUGUUUAUAAGUUUACAGAGCCGGUUUUGGACAAGGACCUAGUUAUUCGAUGUUAAACAAGUUAUUUUUUAAGGGUUAAGCUAUUAACGCAGAGAUGAGUCAACCGAGGAACGUCAGGAAUCAUUGUGAAUCAAACCAGAGAGUUCGAAUAAAAGACGGAGGACAAAUAUUAAUUAGAAGAACACAGAGAAAGCAGAGAGAGAUGCGGGUUUUAGCCGAGAGGAACCCGGCGGUGGUGGCAGUCGGCGCAUGGGUCGAGACUGGAGAGGAGGAGCAGGAGCAUCCUGCGGUCCGUGCAUUGCUCACAGAGGAACUGCUCGAAGAAACCCGCAGGGCGAAGGAGGAGAGUCUGCGCCAGUUUCAGGAUGCGGUGCGCAGACGGGUAUCCGAGCAGACACGGAUACGGAAGCAGCAGCAGCUAGAGAGGUUUUCCAAAACAGCUGAAAGUGAGUGUCGAGUAUUCCAAAAGAGCAAUGACACCACCCGGCAUCUCACACUUCCUCACAAGAGUCAACAUCCGUCCUGGCCACUAGGGGAGCUCUCUAAGUCCAGUCAGAGUGCACGCUGGGUCAUGGCUCAAGAUCUUAAGUCGGCUGGCAGUGAUGAUGAUGAUAACCAGCACAGACAUCAGAUUAGCAAAAUCAUGAAGCAGGUGAGACAAAGACUGGCCGCAUGCCAGACCGUCCAAGAGGGUGAGGACUUAUCUGAACUUCCAGGAGGAAUAUGGAAAGUGUCUCCAGCUAAAGAUAAGACUGUCAGGAGAACAAUAGAAGACAAUGAGGAUGGACUUGAGGAGGAAGAAGGGCAGCGCCAUCAGCCGCUUUGUGUGCAGAACAGCAAGACGGUGACUUUUCACAAGGAUGGGGUGUAUGAAAAGGAAUUGAAACAAUCACAACUCAAAAGCAUGGACGAUACUAAUCAGGUGCUGUGGCCGAGAGAGGACCAAGAAGAGGAACAGAAGAGACAGAGACGUUCUCAGGUCUUGAUGUAUCGCCGUCUUUAUAUGGACAUCGAGCGAGAGCAGGUGAAGGAGCACCAGAGACAAAAGAAACAUCUGAGGAGAAUUGCUAGAAUUAAGGCAGAGAAGGAGCAACAGAGGUAUGAGGAGGAGAGGAGGAUGGAGCAUGCCCGGCGGCAGGACGAGAGAAGGAGCGAGCUGGCCGAGAGGGAGCGCCUCAUACUGGAGCGCCUCAGGCUGGAGGAAGAGGAGCAGGCGGAGGAGAAGAGGAGAGCACAAGUGAACAAAUCCAAAGAGACCACAAGGUACGUCGAAGCUUUGCGAGCUCAAAUAAGGGAGAAGCUGAAGCAGGAGAAAGUCGAGCUUCCUCCACUCUGCUGCUGUGGUGAGAGUUUUUGGGAUUCGCACCCUGAAACCUGCGCCAACAACUGCGUCUUCUACAACAACCCUAAAGCUUACGCUCAGGCUCUGCACUCGGUCCUGCUGAGCUGCGAGCUGAACGAAGGUGGCGCUGGACUAGGGGACUUCCCACGGAAAAUCGUCCGCACCUUGACACACCACAGCUAACUGUAUAUUAUUUCUCUUUAUAAAAGGAUCACAGACCUUUUUACAAAUACCUCAACAUGAAAUGAUGAAGAAAUGUUUGUUAGGAAAUUUGAUUUAUUAUUUUUAUAAGCGUAUCUUUAAUUUCUAUUCAUUUUUAGAAAGCAUGAUCUUGAUCUUGUUUGUCAGGAAUUAACAAUAAAAGUGUUAUUUGCUCCA